Molecule: messenger RNA, 1587 nt
Organism: Arabis nemorensis
Lineage: Eukaryota; Viridiplantae; Streptophyta; Magnoliopsida; Brassicales; Brassicaceae
Source: the annotation of a GenBank genome assembly
AUGGGUAAUUGUUGUGGAACUGCUGGAUCGUUGAUUGAUAAACAGAAGAAAGGGAUUAAAAUGGUAAAUCCUUUCUCAUUCGAUCACCACCACCACGACAAGCUUAAGCUUAUUGUCCUAAAGGAACCAACUGGUCGAGAGAUCAAGGUGAAAUACAAAUUAGGUCGAGAGUUAGGUCGUGGAGAAUUCGGUGUCACGUAUCUUUGCACAGAUGUCGAGACCGGAGAGAUUUUCGCUUGCAAAUCGAUUCUAAAGAAGAAGCUGAGAACCGCGGUUGAUAUAGAUGACGUUAAGAGAGAAGUAGAGAUCAUGAGACAUAUGCCUGAGCAUCCAAACAUUGUUACGUUGAAAGAAACUUAUGAAGACGAUAAAGCUGUGCAUUUGGUUAUGGAGCUUUGUGAAGGCGGUGAGCUUUUCGAUAGGAUUGUCGCGAGAGGGCAUUAUACGGAGAGAGCUGCUGCUUCGGUUAUUAAGACAAUCAUGGAAGUUGUUCAGAUGUGCCAUAAGCAUGGAGUAAUGCAUAGAGAUUUAAAACCUGAGAACUUCUUGUUUGCAAACAAAAAGGAAACUGCGUCUUUAAAGGCGAUUGAUUUCGGUCUCUCUAUUUUCUUUAAACCAGGCGAGAGAUUUAACGAGAUUGUUGGGAGUCCUUACUACAUGGCUCCCGAGGUAUUAAGGCGGAAUUAUGGACCAGAAAUCGACAUUUGGAGCGCAGGCGUAAUUCUUUACAUAUUGCUUUGUGGUGUUCCACCUUUUUGGGCAGAAACCGAACAUGGAGUCGCGAAAGCAAUUCUUCGAUCUGUGAUUGAUUUCAGAAGAGACCCAUGGCCCAAAGUUUCUAACAAUGCAAAAGAUCUGAUAAAGAAGAUGCUUCAUCCUGACCCAAAACAUCGUCUUACAGCUCAACAAGUUCUUGAUCAUCCUUGGAUACAGAAUGGUAAGAAUGCUCCUAAUGUAUCAUUGGGUGAAAACGUAAGAGUAAGGCUUAUGCAAUUCUCUGUUAUGAACAAGCUCAAGAAAAGGGCACUCAGGGUUAUUGCUGAGCAUUUAUCAGUUGAAGAAGCAUCUUGCAUAAAAGAAAGAUUCCAAGUAAUGGACACAAACAAUAGAGGAAAGAUUACUGUCGACGAGCUAAGAAUCGGAUUGCAGAAACUCGGGAUUGUCAUUCCUCAAGAUGAGAUUAAAAUUUUGAUGGACGCGGGAGAUGUUGAUAAAGAUGGAUACUUAGACUUUAAUGAAUUCAUAACCUUGUCGGUACACAUAAGGAAGAUGGGAAACGACAAGCACUUAAAGAACGCUUUUACAUUCUUUGACCAAAACAAGAGUGGUUAUAUCGAAAUAGAGGAGUUACGAAAUGCUUUGGCUGAUGAAUUUCACACUACUAGUGAAGAAAUCGUCGAAACCAUUAUUCGUGAUGUCGAUACGAAUAAGGAUGGAAGAAUAAGUUAUGAAGAGUUUGCAACGAUGAUGAAAACGGGAACGGAUUGGAGAAAAGCUUCGAGGCAAUACUCGAGGGAUCGGUUUAAGAGUCUUAGUCACAAGCUGAUGCAAGAUGGGUCAUUGCAUUCUAAUGGGGGUACAAAGUAA